This is a messenger RNA of Benincasa hispida (wax gourd), 1949 nucleotides long. It is a transcript of the gene TGA10, whose product is annotated as bZIP transcription factor family protein. Gene Ontology annotation, biological process: DNA-templated transcription; regulation of DNA-templated transcription. Gene Ontology annotation, molecular function: DNA-binding transcription factor activity; sequence-specific DNA binding. Lineage: Eukaryota; Viridiplantae; Streptophyta; Magnoliopsida; Cucurbitales; Cucurbitaceae. The record is from RefSeq and is a predicted model, not a curated record.
CUUCAAAAACAAAAAGGUUGGUUGAGAGAGAGCUGAAGCUUUGGUGUAGCCAUUAAUGGGGUAAUUACUCAAGAAAUCUUCAAAGGAUUCAUCUUCAUCAUCUUCAUCGUCUUCAUCAUCAACAAGAAGAAGAAGAAAGAGCUCAAGUUUAAUGGCUUCUUCCAAUAUUAAAAGCUCCUCCAUCAUCCAACAAGCAAUUCAACAAGAAGAAGAAAAACAACAACAACAACUUCAUCAACAUCAUCAGCAGCAACAACAACCUCAACUUCUCCAAACUCCAAGCUUUGUCAUCUCAUCAAACUCAAAAAAUUCCUCAUUAUUCAACUUCCAAAACCCCAAUUUCCCUGAUCAUCAUCAUCAUCAUCAAUUACCCUUCUCCAUGAAUCUCCCUCCCAUCUCUUCAAAUUUCUUAAGCAAAGAUGGAGGAGGAGAUGAUUUGGGGGAAUUAGAUCAAGCUCUUUUUCUCUAUCUUGAUGGACAAGAACCCUCUACAACCACUGCUCAAGACCAAAGACAGAGUUCCGGGAUGAGACCUCCAACGUUGAACAUCUUCCCGUCGCAGCCGAUGCAUGUCGAACCGUUACCAAUGAAAGGAAAUACAGGAAUGAUAAACCAUGGUGAUUCAAAGAUCAAAGCAUCUGAGCCGUCCAAAGAGUUGGCCAACCAACGCAGUAGCAAUGGAGCCACUGCAUCUGGACCACCCCCAACCCAAAUUACAACAACUGAACCUCAUCCCAAACCUCCUAAACGUGAGGCCAACAAAAAAGGGCUAACCUCAAGCUCAGAGCAAGAAGGACCCAAGACUCCAGACCCGAAGACCCUAAGAAGAUUAGCUCAAAAUCGAGAGGCCGCUAGAAAAAGCAGGCUAAGAAAAAAGGCGUAUGUUCAGCAGUUAGAGAUGAGUAGGAUUAAGCUCACCCAGCUGGAGCAAGAGCUACAAAGAGCAAGAACUCAGGGCAUGUUUCUGGGUGGAGGAGCCACCAUUUUAGGACCUGACCAAGGACUUCCCUCUGGCUUCCAUAACCUCAGCUCCGAUGCUGCGUUGUUCGACAUUGAAUUCGGGCGGUGGCAAGAGGAGCACCACCGACUAAUGUGCGAGCUCCGAGCAGCAGUGCAAGAGCACCUACCGGAGAAUGAGCUGCGGUUGUUCGUGGACAGCUGCCUAGCCCAUUACGAUGAGGUUCUGAACUUGAAGAUGAUGGUGGCUAAGUCGGACGUCUUCCAUCUUGUCUCCGGCAUGUGGAAGACGCCGGCGGAGAGAUGCUUCAUGUGGAUGGGCGAUUUUAGGCCGUCUGAACUCAUUAAGAUAAUAAUGGGUCAAAUAGAGCCGUUAACAGAGCAUCAAAUAUUAAACAUUUGUGCAUUGCAACAAUCAACACAAGAAAGUGAAGAAGCAUUGUCUCAAGGGCUUGAAGCCUUAAAUCAAUCCUUAUCAGAUACCAUCACUUCUGAUUCAUUGAUUAGCCCUCCCAAUAUGGCUAAUUAUAUGGGGCAAAUGACUUUGGCCAUCAACAAACUCUCUACUCUUGAAGGCUUUGUAAGACAGGCAGAGAAUUUGAGACACCAAACGAUUCACCGAUUGCAACAAAUGUUGACAACUCGACAGGCAGCAAGAUGUUUAUUAGCCAUUGCUGAAUAUUUUCAUAGGCUUCGAGCCUUGAGUUCCUUAUGGUUGGCUCGUCCAAGGCAAGAUUAAUUAUUAUUAUUAUUACUAUUAUUAUAAGCACUAUAUAAUUAUAUCUUACUAAAUUUACAACCCCUUUUAAUUAACUCCACCCAAAUAUCUCUUUUUCUUCUCUCUUUUCUCUUUAAGAUAUAAUUAUAUAUAUACACAGCAGUAGUCAUAACAAUAGCACAAAUUAAGUACUUCUCUCUCCCCCUCUAGAAUUUCUAUCUACAACAAUAGAUUUGGUAACACCAAAUAUAUAGUGUUUUAGCAUUGUCUCUCA